Molecule: messenger RNA, 2016 nt
Organism: Triticum turgidum subsp. durum (durum wheat)
Lineage: Eukaryota; Viridiplantae; Streptophyta; Magnoliopsida; Poales; Poaceae
Source: the annotation of a GenBank genome assembly
AUGCACGACCACCUGGCCGCCCUCCUCCGCGGCGGCGGCGGCGGCCGUCACCCGCGCGCAGUCCACGGCGCCGCCGCGAAGCUCGGCUGCCUCGCCUCCAUCUACCUCUGCAACAACCUCCUCCUCUCCUACAUCAGCGGCAGCCUCCACGCGGAAGCACGCCGCCUGUUCGACGAAAUGCCCCAGCGCAACGUCGUCUCCUGGUCAGUCCUCGUCUCCGGCGCCUCUCGCCUCGGCGACCUCCGGGAGGCCUUUCUUCUCUUCUCCGACAUGCUUCGUAGCGGGGAGCGCGGAAGCUGCGACCGCCCCAACUCGUUCGUGCUGGGCGCUCUGGUCGCCGGGUGCGCCCGUGCCAAAGACACCGUCGCGGGCUCGCAAGCGCAUGCCUCCGCUCUCAAGUUUGGUGUGGCCGAGGACGAGAGCGUUGCGGGGGCGCUGGUGGAUAUGUACUCCAAGUGCGGGCGCGUGGACUCGUCGUGGCGGGCGUUUGCGCUCUCGCCGCAGAGGUGCGUCGCCAGCUGGACGAGCAUAAUCAGCUGCCUUGUCAACCAGGGAUGUUCAGAGCACCGUGAUGCAGCAAUUGCCUUGCUAAAGAGGAUGCUGCUCUUGAAGGUUUGGCCAACAAACGCAACGUUUUCUUGCAUCCUCAAGGUAUUUGAUGCACCCGAGUUGCUCCCUGGUGGGAAGCAAAUCCACGGCUGCUUAUUGAAGAUGGGAACUGAUGUUGAUCCUGCUUUAGGAACCGCCCUUAUAGCGAUGUAUGGUAGAUGUGGUGGAGUGAAUGAGAUGGCUAGGUUGUCUUGCCGGAUAAGGCAUGAUGCCUUCUCCAGGACUUCACUUCUUGUAGCUUUUGCACGGAAUGGAUGCAACAUGGAGGCAGUUUGGAACUUUCGUGAGAUGGUCAUGGAAAAUAUGGCGAUUGAUCAGUCAGCUGUAACUAGCCUACUGCAGGUUUGUUCAUCAUUGGGACAGCUGAGAAUGGCCAAGGAGGUCCACUGCUAUGCUCUGAAGACUUUCUUUAAGCUGGAUACAUUACUGCUCAAUGCAACCAUCACUGUUUAUGGAAGAUGUGGGGAUGUCAUGAGUGCAGAGAUUAUAUUUGAUCGUUUGGAAAACAAAGACAUUAUAUCAUGGACGGCAUUAUUAACUUGCUACACACAAAAUGAUCUUGCUCUGGAGACACUCUUGCUCUUCAGGGAAAUGCUUCGGAAAGGCUUAGGAUCUCCCGUCUUUUGCAUUACCAGUGUGCUAAGGGCCUGUUCUAGCACCACAAAUUAUGCUGUUGGGUGGCAAAUUCACUCGAGGGCGGUGAAGUUAGGAAUUGAUGAUGCCAAUUCAGUUGAGAAUGCCCUUUUGACUAUGUACGCCAAGUGCGGAAGUGUUCAUAUUGCACUGAAGAUUUUCAAUUCAAUGAGAAGUAGAGGCAUUAUCUCGUGGAAUGCACUAAUCACAAGUUUUUCACAGCAUGGAAAUGAGGUGGCAGCCAUUCAGCUAUUUGAUCUGAUGCAAGAAGAAGCAGUUUGUCCAGAUGAUUACACUUUUGUCGGGUUGUUAUCAUCUUGCAGCCGAAUGGGCCUAGUUGCUGAGGGUUGUGAGUAUUUCAAACUGAUGAACACCAAGUACAGUGUGAAGCCUAAGAUGGAGCACUACACAUGCAUGGUUGAUCUUUUUGCCCGCGCUGGAAGAUUUUCUGAUGCACUCGAGUUUAUUGAUGCUAUGCCUUGUCAUCCGGACCAACUCGUGUGGGAAGCUUUGCUAGCUUCAUGUAGGACUCAUGGUAAUGUGGAAUUGGGAAGGCUGGCAGCAAAGAAGAUUCUUGAAAUAAGACCAGAUGAUCCUUCACCAUACAUUACAUUAUCCAGCAUUCAUGCUUCAAUUGACAUGUGGGAAGAGAAGGCUUGGAAUCGUACUGUGUUUGAUGUCCAGCGAGUAAGAAAAGAUGUGGGAAGUAGUUGGGUUGCUGGAGAAGAAUUUUCAGAUAAUACAUGCGAUGUAUUACAAGUUGGAAUAACGUAA